Molecule: messenger RNA, 1104 nt
Organism: Calidris pugnax (ruff)
Lineage: Eukaryota; Metazoa; Chordata; Aves; Charadriiformes; Scolopacidae
Gene: ACTL7B
Product: actin like 7B
Exons: 1
Coding region: 1-1104 (367 amino acids)
Cellular component (GO): cytoplasm; nucleus
Source: RefSeq, a predicted model, not a curated record
AUGAAGAGAACUAGAACAGUAGUUGUAGACAUUGGCACAGGUUCCUUCAAGUGUGGCUUUGCAGGGGACGCAUGGCCUUCCCACGUUAUUUCAUCUACAGUUGGUACGCCUGUAGGGACAGCUGAGCGCAGUCAAAAAGAAACCUUUGUUGGAAGAGACCUUCAGAACAGCAGCGCACCCUUAAUGCUCGCCAACCCAGUAAGACAUGGCAUAGUGGUGGACUGGAACUGUGUCCAAGAUACUUUGGAGUAUAUUUUCCAGACGGAGAUGAAGAUUCAGCCAGAGGACCAUGCUGUUCUGGUGUCAGUGCCUCCCGUGUGGUCCAUCACUGACAAGGAGAGAUACGCUGAGAUGAUGUUUGAAGGAUUCCACGUGCCUGCCUUCCACAUGGCCUACCAGUCCUGCUUAUCCAUGUACUCUUACGGAAAAACCUCAGCUCUCGUGGUGGAAAGUGGGCACGGCGCUUCGCAUGUGGUUCCCGUCUAUGAAGGUUAUACAAUACGUGGCUUCACCAAGAGUGUAGAUUAUGCUGGGUUGGACAUCACACAUUACCUCAUGAAGUUACUAAAUGAGUCUGGAAAUGUGUUCACGGAACACCAGCUGAACAUUGUACAAGAUCUGAAAGAGAAGUGUUGUUACGCUUCUCUGAACCCUAGGCGGGACUUGAGGAUGCCCAUUCAAAAACAACAAGUGGAUUACGAACUGCCCGACCAACACGUGAUCACUGUGGGCAAGGAGAGGUUCAUCUGCGCUGAGGCGCUCUUCAACCCAGCCUUACUUGGUUCACAGCAGCCUGGGCUCUUGCAGCUGACGCUCACCAGUCUCAAGAAGUGUAAUGCUGCCAUCAAGAAAAAAAUGGUGAGGAAUAUCCUGCUGUGUGGGGGCAAUACUAUGAUGGAGGGCUUUGCUGACCGCUUCCAGAUGGAACUGGCCAAGAGGUACCCUGCUGACAAACCCAUCGCAGCUGCUUCCCCUCGAAGAAAGUCUUCUGUCUGGAUUGGUGGGUCUAUUCUGGCCUCACUCCACUCCUUCCAGGAGCUUUAUGUUUACAGCAGCGAAUACGAAGAAUAUGGUCCUUCCUGCAUUUUUAAUAAGUGCUUCUGA